ACAAAUACAUUUCCGCUGCCCGCAUGUCUUUUAAUUUGGUGAGCGUUUCCUAAAAGUCCCCCGGAAACACGUCACGAAUGAGCAGGACCCAGAGAAGCAGUUGUGUUUUCUUCCUAGUAAUGUAUGUACAGAGUGUUUUGAGAGCGAGAUGAGUUCCGCGGGGAUGUUCCAGACUCAGAUCUCCGCGAUCAUGACCGUGCUGGCGAAGGCGGCGGUGGCGGAGAUCAGUCAGCUGCUGGAGGAAGAGGCUGCUGCUCUUCAUCAGGAGAUCCGGAGGAGAAACGAGGAGAUCCAGGGACUGAAGGCUCGACUGAUGCUCACGGAGACUGAACUACAGAGAGUCACUGCGGAAUCAGAGAGAUGCUCCGUCGGCGUUCAGGUGGAGAUCAUGAUGGACACGAGUGUAACGGCUCAUUCUCAGGAAGUACAGGCUGAGAAGGUCAUUGUGAAGGACCUCUCAGAGGAGAAACCUCACUUUUCACAUGUGGCAAACAUGAAUUCACAGCAGCUGAAACAAGAAGAGUCCGUAACGCCACUGAAGGAACCUGUGGAAGAGGAGCUCGGCGGACUGGAGUUUAAGAUGAAGAUCGAACAGGUGGAAGAACUUGUGGAUCAGACACUGAAUCAAGUUCAGGCGGAGCAGAAGCGUGAAGGACAAAACAACUGCGAUGAUGGAAACUCUCGUUUAUGGUGUUCAGGGAAAGCAUUUGACCAUCCGGAAAAUCUUAUGAAGUCAGAGCAACAUUCCCAGAAUUUAACAGAUCCAUAUGUGAUGAUGGAGUAUCCGAUGACUGCGUCGACUCAGUCUGGUUUAUUGGCUCCUGGUGGUGUUCUGGAGAAUGAGAGCUUUGGCGCUGCAGACGUUAAGUACGACUUGAAUCUUCAGGAUUCCCACAGACGCUCAACCAGAUCUGACUCGACGCCUUUGAACAGACUUCCAUCCUCACAUUCAAGCUCGUGUUUGCCCAAAACACUCACACGGAGGGCGUGUGCAAGCGAGCAGACGGGCCCCAAAACCUUCCGAUGUGAGGAGUGUGGCAAGGGCUUCAUGCAGAGGACGCGGCUCAUAACACACAGACGAGUGCACACGGGUGAAAAACCCUUCCGGUGUGAGGAGUGUGGCAAGGGCUUCACGCAGAGAACGUGGCUCAUAACACACAGACGAGUGCACACAGGUGAAAAACCCUUCCGGUGUGAGGAAUGCGGCAAAAGCUUCACGGAGAGGAAGCGGCUGUUAACUCACAGACUAGUGCACACGGGCGAAAAACCCUUCCGGUGUGAGGAGUGCGGCAAAGGCUUCACGGAGAGAAAGCGGCUGUUGACUCACAGACUAGUGCACACGGGUGAAAAACCCUUCCGGUGCCAGCUGUGUGAUAAGACCUUCUCCAGACAGGACAACUGUCUCAGACACAUGCGCUUGCACAGCGGACAGAGAUGAUAAACGUGGACAUGACCGCACUCACGCAAGGUUUUCCAUAUGUCUCAAAGUGAGAUUUAUACAAAGAUAUUUUUUUGCGCCAUAUCUUGGUUUUUGGAACCUUUUUUUCAUUUAAUUUUGGUGGCUUCUUUGCCCCAAGCCCCUGUUAAUUUCCACCCCUGGUGAGUGAUGGCGGAGAAAAAGAGCCGUGUCCUCUUCAUUAUGUAAGGCGCUUUUCAAAUGAAACUGGUGAAACAUAGCAAAAGCCGCUACUGGUGCAAUGUCAAGUAUAGGGAUUGAUCGUAGUUGAUCCAUGAUCCGUACAGACCAGGUGAUUCUGUCAAGUUUUUGCAAAGUUUAACCAUCAUAGAGGGAAAGUUUAGCAUUUGCACGUGUUUUAGGUCCUGUCAGUAUCUUGAUUUCCUCUAUGAAAACAAUCACAUGCUCUAGAACAUUCCUGAGUGCCAUAAAUGUUCUUUUUCUAAAGUUUGUGUGCCUGUAACUCAAGAAGUAUCGAAGAUAUCUCAGUAUGAUUUUACAUUCUGGUUCUUGGCAAACUUUUCUUUUGGUAUGUUCAUUUUUAAGGCCCUAUAUGUUUCAAUCCCGUAGAUAUGGUAAUCUCAAUGCAGCUCCAUGUGCAAAUUGUUGAAUUUUAACCAUUUUUAAUGGUCGUAAACCAAAUGUAAGUCACUUUUCAUACAGUUUAUACUUACUGCUUUUAAAGGGGAAUGUCUGAAGAAUAAAUAUUGAAACUAGAAAUGCAUCUUGUUUCUCUCUAUCAAAACAAUUGUAUAGAACAUUCCUGUCUGAGUGCCACUGAAAUGGUCAAGUUGAGGCACAUUAACUUGCUCUUAGUAUUCUGUUCAUAAAAUUCUAGAUUUUAAUCCAUUUCAGAGAUAUUUGGAAGAAGGGAUUUUGUUAUUUUUAACAGCUUCUGAAGCUACCAAGAGUUCGAAUCAUAACUACAUGUUGUAAACAAGUUUCAUGCCUCCAAACACAUUGUAUUCACAUCAGUAAACCACAUUUGGCCUCACCUGGAUUGUUUAAUUAUUACAAUUUCCUUUUGUUAUAACAUUUGGUGGAAUCACUGAUAAUAUCUCAAACUUUGAAACAUUAAAGGGUUACUGUUCUUAUUGGCAUUUAUGUGGUCAUAACUGGAUAAACACAAAAUCACAUUUGGUUUUCAACCAUUGAAAAUGGAUAGAAUUCAACAAUUUGAACAUGGAGCCGCAUUGAGAUCCCAAUAUCUCUGGAAUUGAACCAUAUUGGGCCUUAAAAAAAAGAAGAUUCCAAAAGAGAAGUUUAUAAAGAACCAGAAUUUAAAAUCAUAUUGAAAUAUCUUUUAUACUUUUUGAGUUACAGGCACACAAACUUUGGAAAAAGAACAUUUAUGGCACUUGGGCAGGAAUGUUCUACGCAAUGGUUUUGAUAGAGGGAAAUGAGAGACAGUUGUAGUUUGAAUGUUAUUUGUUCUUCAGACAUUCCUCUCUAAAAGAAAAAAGUGACCCACAUUUGGUUUUUGACCAUUGAAAUGUGUACAAUUCAGUAAUUUAUGGUUGCAGAAUGUGGUUCGCAUGUUUUAAUAACUGCUCAUCCAUCCGUGGAAAUUUUGCCUCUUAAAUCUGCCUUGAUUCUUCUGAAACAUACAGCAAAAAUAAUACUGUCUCUUUUUACUCCAGAUAACACAUUUGCAACAUUCUAGUGGUUUCCGUCCGUUGCACUUGGAAGUUUCAUUGUACAUGAAUAUUUAAUGAGGGUAGUGCUGUUGAGAUUAUGAUUGGUUGUCUUUAACUAAACGUUUUUAUAUGUAUCAUUUUGUGCCUCAGUUCAGAGUCGGCUGUGUUUAAACUAGCGGUUUCAAAUUGCAGUUGCAAAACUUUGCUUAACCCAGACUUAAAAAAUGUCCAAGAUUUUUUAAAGUUAAGUUAACCCAGGGUUAAGUGCAGUGUGAGCAACUGAUCCAUUGAGCGACGCUGACGGUUUGAAUACAUUUACCUGCUGAUUGAUGCAUUUCUGCAGUUGAGCUGUGCUAUUUAUGAUUUUUAAUGUGCAUUCUUUCCACAUUUACAUUUCUGCAUCACAUUUUUUUCCUCAUUAAACACUCUUAUAUUCAAAUUGAA
This is a messenger RNA of Ctenopharyngodon idella (grass carp), 3537 nucleotides long. Its product is annotated as zinc finger protein 287-like. The record is from RefSeq and is a predicted model, not a curated record. NCBI's taxonomy places the organism in Eukaryota, Metazoa, Chordata, Actinopteri, Cypriniformes, Xenocyprididae. The transcript has 2 exons. Gene Ontology annotation, cellular component: transcription regulator complex; PcG protein complex. The coding region runs from base 149 to 1438 and encodes 429 amino acids. Gene Ontology annotation, biological process: regulation of transcription by RNA polymerase II. Gene Ontology annotation, molecular function: RNA polymerase II cis-regulatory region sequence-specific DNA binding; DNA-binding transcription factor activity, RNA polymerase II-specific.